UCGAUUCUGCGGCCGCGAGGUAUGGGAACCGGUCCGCCGGGCCAGGCAGCGGUGCUAGGCGGCAGGGGCAGCGACGCUGCCGCCUUUCCCUUCUCCUGCCCCCGUCCCUGCUCCGCCGCGUCCUCGUCCUCGCUGGGUCCCCGCCGCCGCCGCCUCAGCCUCGGCGCUCCUCGGGUUUCGUCUCUCCAUCAAGGCCGGGCCGACCCGCAGGGACCAUCCCGGAAAGUGAGGGGUUGUUGCCGUUUCCCGCAGCUGUUGGUGGCCAUCUUUAAUCCUCCUCCUCCUCCUCCUCCUGCUUUCUCCACCUCCCGCUGGCUGCCUGACUGACUGACUCUGGAUCCUCCUCUUUCCCCUCCUGCUCCUCCUACUGAGCCGGCCGCAGAAAUUGCAGCCGCUCAGCUUCUACCCCCUCCUGCCUUUCCUUCCUCUUUCCUUACUUCCUUCCCUUCCCUCGGCUUCCCCCUCUCCCCUCACUCUCAGCGGCUGCCUUCGCCCCCGUCUGCAGGCAGCGCCGCUGGAUGCUUCCAGCUGGACUUCAACCCCAGACGCGCCUCUUCCCCGCCCCGCUCCCCUCUCCCCUCUCCCACCCCUGCCCCUCUCCGCGGCGCUCACCCUUCUCAGUCCCAGUUUCUCAAAGGACUCAGCUGAGAAAGGACAACUGGGUUCCGCUUUCCUUAACCCUACACCCUUUAGCUGGAUGCUGACAGCGGCGAUGGAGAAACGCAAAGCUGCGUUAAUUUUACUCUAGCCAGAGUAUAAAAGAACUGCCCACGCCAGCUAUUUUACUACGCAGCUUCGAAACUCCUGCACGCUCUUCUGUGUGGCUCCGGUCCAUUAUGGGACUGGAGUUGAGGAGCUCGGUCUCAAAUGGUGCCUUCCGUCACUGACCUUGAGUCCAUUGCUUAAGAUUUUAGGUUUUCCUUUUCCUUCCUGGGAGGGGCAUUGUUUAUACCUUUGCAGUCCCAACAAACAGUGUUUAGACCAAAUAAGUAUUCUUUAGUAAACCUAGAACUGCCAAGUGAUCAUCAGUUUGUCCGUUUGUUCCUACUCAACCCAGUAGAUAAUUUGGGUCACGCUUCAGUUCUGGCAGCGAAGACAAACUGAGUCAGCAGUUAGAAGUGGACUCCCUUAAACAACAGUUAGAGUGGGGAAGUGGUCAUAACAUCGCUCUAAUGACAAACUUGUUUUUCCUAACACUGCAAUCUACAGAAGUUUCAGGAUUUCCUCUAAUAAACAUAAGGCAAGUUGGAUUUGCUGUUUUCUUCUUUUUGACAAUUUUGCCUUUAGAGUUGGACCCAUUUGUAAUGAUUUACUCGUCAAUUACUCCAAGGUAACAAACUUGGAGGUAACAUUGCUAACAAACACAGAUGACAUAUGUGAACACUGUGUGGCGUGGAGGGGAGGGGGGUCAAAGUUUUUGCUUCUCUUGGGCACUGGCUAUUAAAAAAAAAAAAAAAGCACCUUGCCCUUUCAAAAUAAGACCAGUGUGUUCAAAGGUUAGUCCCUUAAACAGACCAAAUGUAGGCAGAAAUGUUUUUAAAUGUAGUUUUAGAUUCUACUUCAAAACGAGUAAUGUUUUGAAAGUUCAAAUAUAAGAUAUUGUAAUUAUAAAAUUUUAAGAGUUUCAAAUCUCUUUGAAAAGAAUAUGCCAAAACAAACCUAAAAAUAUAUUUUAGUGAAAAUACUAUAUCCUUUGGUGGGGGGCAGAGCAGAAUUCUGAUAUUUUUAUUUAAUCCUCACGAAGUAACCUUAAUUAACCCAGUUAGGUUCAAGAUUUCAGUUGCCAUCUUUCAAUGCCAAUAAUUUUUCCAUUUGAAAUCAACAACCUAUACCAACAUCUACAACUCUUUUAAACCCAAAUGAAGUAUUUGAGACAGCAUUGUACAAUACAUUUUGAAAUAAAUUAUUACAAACAAA
This is a messenger RNA of Macaca mulatta (Rhesus monkey), 1917 nucleotides long. The record is from RefSeq and is a predicted model, not a curated record. Lineage: Eukaryota; Metazoa; Chordata; Mammalia; Primates; Cercopithecidae.